Messenger RNA from Pipra filicauda (Wire-tailed manakin), 550 nucleotides. RefSeq names its product sentan, cilia apical structure protein (gene SNTN). Bases 16 to 459 code for a protein of 147 amino acids. The transcript has 4 exons. Gene Ontology annotation, molecular function: transition metal ion binding. The record is from RefSeq and is a predicted model, not a curated record. NCBI's taxonomy places the organism in Eukaryota, Metazoa, Chordata, Aves, Passeriformes, Pipridae.
CACCCUGGCCUCGAGAUGUGUGGCUGCAGAGCAAGCAUUCCCAGCACCGAGCAGUACUCGGUCAAUCAGCCAGUUCCUGCUUCCACCAAAAAAAGCCCUUUGUCUGCUGCAGGCAUGCCCAAGUGCAUACCCAUAGCCAAGCAGCUGGCAUCAAUAAAAGCUCUAGGACAAGGCUCAGACCUUGAAAAAGCUUUUGCUACAGUGGCUUUGGUGUAUAACAACAAUGCUGACCCGGAGGGCAAGCUCAGCAGAGCUGAAACCAAGAGCUUGCUGCAAACCCAGUUUUGGCACUUCAUACAGGGCCAAGAAAACAAACCAAAAUACCUGGAGAUAAUUUCUGACUUGGAUGAGGAGCCAGAGAACAAAAUUGAUUUUGAAGAUUUCAUGAUGACAUUAGUCAUGCUCACUCUAAUGUCUGACCUCCUGCAGGAGAUCAAAAACGUGAAAACCACAAAAUGAUCUGUGCUUUAAAAGGAGAAAUAGCUCGGCACUUUAUAAGAAAGGCAUGAGUGAAUUACGCAGAGAUAUCAGCGUGUGCCUGGAUACCUCA